Aspergillus eucalypticola CBS 122712 is the source of this 470-nucleotide messenger RNA. RefSeq lists its product as uncharacterized. The transcript has a single exon. Bases 108 to 269 code for a protein of 53 amino acids. The record is from RefSeq and is a predicted model, not a curated record. Lineage: Eukaryota; Fungi; Ascomycota; Eurotiomycetes; Eurotiales; Aspergillaceae.
CAGGAUGAAACCCAACAACUAAACCAGGCAAGACAAAAAAAAUAACCAACCCAACGCUAGUAGUAAAUAAGCCAAAAGGUCAUAUAACUUGAGUCAUGCAUUCAAGCAUGAAAAAGAGAGAGAGAGAGAGAGAGAGAAAAGCAAAGAGAAACAAUACCAAGCCGAAUCCAGGCUCAGAUUCCCGUCUUAUCAAGCAUUUGAGAAUCUCUCUCAUACGGGAGGGAGGUAUUGGUCCUGAGGCUUCGAUUAUAUUUAGCACAUUUUGUUAGUAGUUAUCUCAUUAGUUUGGUUACGACGCUAUCAUUGGGGAUUGGGGACUCAGCUAUCAUCAAUCAUUGGGAUGAUGCGGGCCUGAUGGGUUGUAUGUAGUAUUACUCGAGGGACUUUGGAUUCUUCGUUUUGGUUGUGGUGGUAGUAUGCUAUUCUUGGUGGAUGUUGCUGGGGCUUAGAUCAAGAGGUAGUACUUGGAG